GGUACUAUUGCAAUUCAGGGGUAGGCAGUGUAUUUUAAUAUUCAGAGGGGGAGCAAAUGACCCCAAAGACGAAAUAAAUAAAAAUGGGGAUUUUUUUACGAUCGUGAUCCUUUAUCUUGAUCUCCAGUCCUUUCUCAUAUUUCAUCUCCUUUCACAGCCUGUCUUCUUCUUGAGUCCCGUUUCCUCUCUUCAUUUAGAAAUAUUGUUAAUAUCUUGAACACCAUAGGGGCGUUCGACCCCCGCCCCGUGUGGCGUCGCCCCUGUUCCAUUAUGUGAGGAUCGGCUAGCAUGCUGGUAUACCGAUCAUGAGCAUACUGUGUGCCCCGGAUUUUCCUACCAUGCCGACCAUCUUAUUUUUCCUCUGAAAGCACUGCCUUCGCUUAUCUUGAUAUUAUUGUACCAGUAUACAUUUUCAUUUUGUAUCCUAGGUGUUCUAUCCUUCUUUAUUUUACUCUCAAGAUUUCACUUUACUAGUAGCCCGACACCAUUCAUUUGUUUUUGGUCUUGAUUAUGCUCAAAUUCUCCACCUCGUAUUUGACGCAAGGUAUUUGAAAUUCAUCAUUCAUUCGUAUUCUGAUAUUCUUGACCGGUCUUGUCCGCUCUAUCCUCAGCUUAAAUAAUAGGCCUACAUUAAACACCGAACUUCCAUUGUUUUUGGCGCCAAGUAAAGAUUCCUGAUCAACAUGCCUCUCUGCAUCUUCCAUACCAACAUUUCUUCCGAUCGUAUUAAUGAUGAGAUUCAUUCAAAGCUGUCGAAGAUCAUUUCGGAGUUGACGGGGUCAAACGAAGCGUCCAUCACCGUCGAGCUCCGGACUGGCAAGAACAUGUGCAGGGCGGCUCAACCAGAAGCUGACUGGGGGUUCUUCGAGCUCCACGCCAUCGGUCUUUCUGGAGAUCCAGACUUGAACCGGGAGCGAGCGGGCAAGCUCUUGACGUUCUGCGAGACCGAGAUAGGGUUACCUCAGACAAGUUGUUUCUUCAUGAUGCAUAACAAUGACCCGAAGCACAUCGGACUAGGUGACAACAAGUUGUGUGCUGAUAAACCGCACUUCAAGAACUACACACACAUCGAGCUCUUCGAUAACAUGCGAUCAUAGCUAUAUUUAUAUACCUGAAUAGAAAGAGGCGGCGCCGCAAGGGAAGAAGGGGUGGGGGGACCACAUCUUUUUCAAAUAUACCUCGAUCCCACUGCCGUGCUUUCCGUUACAAACUCCACGAUUAGCCCUUCGUUGCUGAUCGCGCUUUUUUUAACCAUUCAUUUUUUCUACACACUUAAAAUGUUCGGAAACAUACUGUCCACUGUGUUGGGUAAUGUAUGUUGGUAAUAUAUAUAUAUAUUCUGGGCAAUUACUAUCCAAAUGAGCAAAUUUAUUAUCCAAUUACUUAUUUUUAAUACCCAAUAUGGACAGAUUUUAACCAAUAGUUUUGUGGACAGUAUGUUGCCCAGGGUUGGUUAAAAGUUAGGCAUAUUUUGCCCAUCUAUUUUAAGAGUGUUCGAUCGAUAAGAUUGCCAAGACUGACCUGAUAGGAUCUGAUACGACCACUACGAAUACUCCACGAGUAAGAUUAAUCGUGGCGUGGGUCACGACAGUGGGAGCUAUAGGUAAAAGAUGAGAUAAUCAUAGGCGGAACGAGGAAAGGGUAGGAAGAAUAGAGAGUAUCGGAAGAGAGGAAUGGAUCGUAGAUUAUUAUCAAAUUACCAGACCUGCAUCUUUUGGUUUCAUUGGGAAACAAAACGGCACCUUCUCCAUGUAGCUCGCCUGUGUCGCCUUCCAUGUGAAAUAGAAGCCAAUUCAAUGGUUGAUAUUCAUAUCAUUUGGGCUCAGAUCAGUUGUCAAUCUAUAUCUAGAAUGCUCGUUGUAUGAAAAUGUUGAAAUGAAAAAAAGAAGAAACGGAUAAUUAAAUAUAACAUUGAUCAAUUGAUUAUGAUGAAUUAGAAUUCUAUAUUUAAAAAAUACUGAAAAGGAUUGUGAAACACUCCUCGCAUUCCACAGAAUGUGUUGACAAAGAUUCAAUAACCUAAUUACCAUGGUAACUCCCAUCAUACUGAUACAAUUUCUAUACAAGCUGGAAUAUUAUAUGAACUUUCGUGUGUGUUUUUCUUUGAGAGAUCAAGAAGAGUUUAAUCAAAUGUUUUGAAAAUUCUAACAUCAAUGUUCAUUUUUUAACCAGUAAAAUUAUAUUAGAAAGAAUGCAUUGCUGUUUAUUUUGUAACAUUUUGUUUGAAAAUUACACAUUACCUGAUCCGUGCAUGUUGUUAAAGCAGGCUGUAGGAAGCAUGUUAAAUUAUGUAGAUGAAUUAAUUUUGUAAAAAUGAGUCAGGUCAAUGUUUUUUUAAAUAUUUUUUUAAAGUUGAUUGUGCUAUAAAUAAACCAUCACCUCCCUCAGGUGAAAAAAGAUGAAAAGUACACUUUUUAUAAGGUAUUGAGUAAAGAGAGUAUUCUCACUUCGAUUUUAAAUUACAUUAAACUCAUAAGGUAGGUUAUUAUUUUCUAUUUUGAUGUUGUUAUUCUCCUUCUUGUAUAAAUUGAUCGAUGCAUUUUGUAUUUAAAAAAAUUUACAAAUAAAUGUGAGUGACAUAAAUACUGGAA
Molecule: messenger RNA, 2591 nt
Organism: Lytechinus pictus (painted urchin)
Lineage: Eukaryota; Metazoa; Echinodermata; Echinoidea; Temnopleuroida; Toxopneustidae
Exons: 3
Coding region: 684-1097 (137 amino acids)
Molecular function (GO): phenylpyruvate tautomerase activity
Source: RefSeq, a predicted model, not a curated record